Molecule: messenger RNA, 1734 nt
Organism: Pyricularia oryzae 70-15
Lineage: Eukaryota; Fungi; Ascomycota; Sordariomycetes; Magnaporthales; Pyriculariaceae
Exons: 2
Coding region: 1-1734 (577 amino acids)
Biological process (GO): transmembrane transport
Molecular function (GO): transmembrane transporter activity
Source: RefSeq, a predicted model, not a curated record
AUGUCAAACGAGGGAACCAACACCGUAUUGAAAAACCCCGGUUCGAACCAGGAGGAAGCCGAUCCAGACAGCCCUUCGUCGCUCGGUGACAAAUCAAAACUGGACGAGCUGGCUGAUUCGACAUCCGAUGGAAGCCAAGCAAAUUCUGGUCGUGGAAUUGCCUUCUGGGCCAUUUUCAUCAGCUUGUCCGUAACGGGCUUUCUAAGCUCAAUGGAAGGCGGUAUCAUGUCCACGGCCCUGCCAGCAGUCUCACGAGCUGUCAAUGCCGAAAGCGAUUACGUUUGGAUAAUCAACGUUUAUUUUCUGACCAGUGCGGCUUUUCAGCCUUUAUACGGUCAACUGGCUGAUAUCUGGGGCAGAAGAUGGCCAAUGUUAUCCGCGGUUACUAUUUUCGCCGCCGGGUCCGCCAUUUGCGGUGCCGCAAACAAUUCAGGGACUCUUAUUGGGGGACGAGCGAUCCAAGGCCUUGGCGCUGCGGGGAUCAACACCUUGGUCGAGCUUAUACUCUGCGACCUCCUACCUUUGCGCGAGCGUGGACAGUUCAUGGGUCUCCUGUUCCUGUUCAUCGUCGUCGGCUCCGUGCUCGGUCCAAUGUUGGGCGGAAUCAUCGUCGACAAAACAUCCUGGAGAUGGAUCUUUUUUAUAAACCUACCAAUUUGCGCCCUCUGCUUUGGCCUCCUCUUCUUUGCCCUCAACCUCAAACACCGACGCGACGACAAUUCGACAUCCCUCCAAAAGCUCAAAAAGAUCGACUUUGUUGGCGUGCUGAUUUUGUGCGUUGCCGUCACGUUGCUUAUAUACGCACUUACGUAUGGCGGCGGGGCAAAAUACGCGUGGUCACAUCCAGUCAUCAUUACAACGCUGGUGCUAGGAAUUUUUGGCCAUGGCUUAUUUAUAGCCUUCGAAGCAUCACCCUGGUGCUCGAAUCCCACAACACCUUUGACGCUAUUCCAAAACAGAACAUCCGUCGCGGCUUAUACACUUGAAGCUGUUCAAAUUCUAGUAUCCUGGGGAGCGCUUUAUUUCCUACCGCUUUACUUCCAAUCGGUAUUGGCUCUUACCCCUUCAAGGUCUGGAGUUCUGAUAUUGGCCUUUUCCAUUUCGUAUUGUUUAUCGGCUGCAAUUGGGGGCGGCUUGGUUACGAAACUUGGAAAAUACCGCCUUGUACACAUCAUCAGUUUUGCCAUUAUGACCAUCAUGAUGGGUGUCUUUACGAUAUUGAACCGCAAUUCCUCCCUGGCCGUCAAUGUUAUUCUUGGCCUGAUUGCCGGUGUAGGCGUUGGUCUUCCCAACGCUUCGAUCUUGACAGCGGUUCAAGCCUCUUUACCGGAUUCACUGAACGCUGCGAGUACCGCACUUUUCGCCUUUAUUCGAAGUCUUGCGACAGUUUUUGCCGUCACGAUCCCGGCGGCAAUUUUUAACAGCCGAUUCGACGACCUGCUUUCUACCUCGGCUUUGGAUAAUGACGUCAAGAACAGCCUGGACUUGGGCAAGGCAUAUCAGCAAGCAUCGCCAGACUUUCUUCAUUCCUUCCCCGCUCCAGUCCAGGACCAGAUUGUCGGCCUGUACGAGCUAAGUUUGAAGCUCGUCUGGCAGGUCUUGAUCGGUAUCGCAGCUGUUGGCGUUAUCGCAUCGCUUCUUGAAAAGGAUUUGGAAUGCCGCACAGAGCAAACGACCGAGGAAUUCGGUUUGAAGGACCGAGACGAAAAGGCGCCCAAAAAGAGCGAGGUGUAG